Micropterus salmoides (largemouth bass) is the source of this 3957-nucleotide messenger RNA. It is a transcript of the gene srpk3, whose product is annotated as SRSF protein kinase 3. The record is from RefSeq and is a predicted model, not a curated record. Lineage: Eukaryota; Metazoa; Chordata; Actinopteri; Centrarchiformes; Centrarchidae. Gene Ontology annotation, biological process: regulation of mRNA processing; spliceosomal complex assembly; protein phosphorylation. Gene Ontology annotation, molecular function: ATP binding; protein kinase activity. The transcript has 17 exons. The coding region runs from base 334 to 2904 and encodes 856 amino acids.
UAUCGGUCACUGCGCAUGCGCAGAGCCCGGUGUCCGGUGUCAGACUGUCAGCAGCUGUUGAGACCAUGAACGGUAGGACCGAAGCAGAACAGAAAACACACCCAGAAUAACCGAGUGGACCCGGUACUGUGCAGAUACCGAUCCGGUACCGACCGGGCCGGAGCGCAGGGAGAGCCGCUGAUCUGGACCGGGAGCUAACGGGGCUGAACCACCUCCAGUCGGACCGUCUCCUGGGUUCGUUCAGCCGGCUAACGGAGGCUAACAAGCUAGCACCGUCAGCCCACCCGGGACAGACCGCUCUGACCCGGUUCUGUUUGAGGACCGGGAGCCAGGAUGCUGAUAGCAGCUAUUGGUGCAGCAACCGGAAACACGGCCGCCACCGGUAAGAAACACCGGCGGCGAGGCAAGAAACACAGGAGAGUCCGAACAGACGAGAACCGGCCUGAUGAUCUCUGUGACCUUCAGACUCUAAAUGCCAACAGCAGCCUCCCUCCGACAUUGUCGCAGAGUUGCCCCCAAACGACCAGGCUGCCCUCCCGAAAUACUCUAGAAACCACCACAUCGCCAGGAAAUACGCAAACGUGUACCGAAGAUGUCCAAGAAUCCACCCCAACACCCCUACAAAACGCCCCACUCACCACUACGUUGCCCACAGAAAGCACCCUGUUGCCCCCCCAGAGUGUCCCCCGGCCCCCCUCGCCACCUCCACAGCACACCCUAAAGACCACACCAGCCCUUAUAGAUACAGUAGAUACCCCAGGAGCUCCCCUUGUGCCUCCUGAAAGUACCCUCCAGUCAGCCCUGCUGCUCCCCGUGAACACCCCCCUGACAGCGCCAGUGAUUCCUCAGAUUUUCAGCCAGUCACCUCCCACCACAUCUCAAAAUCCCACCCACAGCCCCAGCCCAUCACCGCCAGCUGUUAACCAAAAUAUUACCCAGGAUUCCUCCAGAUUGCCUCACAGAACUCUCCAAAAUGUCACUCAGAGUCUUUCUGACGAGCAAACGGCUCCCUUUAAAUCACCUCCAACCUUACCGCACGAUAUUACCCACAAUGCAUCGGAAUUACUUUCUGCCCAGCAUCCUGCCAGAGCUCCUCCCACUCCUCCAGUAAGCCCCUCCCACCCUGACCCGUUCCCGCUGACCGCGGUGACCUUCACCUCCAGCGUCUCCUCCCACCUCUACUCCCCUGGCGCGUCCUCUUCCGCCUCCUUCCCCUGCUCCCUUGACUCUCUGGAUCCCCCCAUUGGUUUGCUUCCCAUGAUGUCAUCAGCCACCCCUCAACUGACCACACCCCCUCCCAAUUUGAGCCCUCCCCCUCCGGCAUUAACCCCACCCCCUGCACAGCUGCUGGGCUCUGACGAUGAAGAGCAGGAAGACCCGUCAGAUUACUGCAAAGGUGGUUACUACCCAGUGAUGAUCGGUGAUCUGUUUAACGGGAGGUACCAUGUGGUCCGAAAACUGGGCUGGGGACAUUUUUCUACAGUCUGGCUCUGCUGGGACCUGCAGAAGAAGCGUUUUGUGGCGUUGAAGGUGGUGAAAAGCGCUCCGCAUUACACCGAGACGGCUCUGGAUGAGAUCAAGCUGCUCAGAUGUGUGAGAGACAGUGACCCCUCUGACCCCUAUAGAGAAACCAUCGUCCAGCUGAUCGACGACUUCAAGAUCUCUGGAGUCAACGGAGUCCAUGUCUGCAUGGUUCUGGAAGUUUUGGGUCAUCAGCUGUUAAAAUGGAUCAUUAAGUCAAACUACAUGGGACUUCCCCUGAUCUGUGUCAAGACCAUCAUCAGACAGGUGCUGCAGGGUCUGGACUACCUCCACACUAAGUGUAAGAUCAUCCACACUGACAUCAAACCAGAGAACAUCUUAUUGGACGUCGAUGAGGUUUACAUCAGGAGACUGGCGGCUGAGGCAACCAUCUGGCAGAAAGCUGGAGCCCCGCCCCCUUCCGGGUCAUCAGUUAGCAUGGCUCCCAGGGAUCUACAGGUCGGUAAGCUGUCUAAGAACAAGAAGAAGAAGCUGAAGAGGAAAGCGAAGCGUCAACAGAGACUGUUGGAGGAGAGACUGGAGGAUAUACAGAGGAUGGAGGAGGAAGACUGUGUGUUGUUACAACCUGACGACACAGACAGUAACUGUUCUCUGGUCGUCAACGGCAACAACAAUUCCUGCUCCACAGCCAACAGCAAAGCCAGCCCAGAGUCCACCUGCUCCUGGUUGGAGGACAGGUGUAACGGCCACGCCCCCGGGCGGUUCUCCAGCCCCGCCUCUGGCCUAUCAGGGUUCUCCAGCUCUGUGAUGUCAGCGACGUCUGAGUCAGCACUUUCUAUUCAGUCAGGAUGCUCUAGCGGGCGAGACGUGUUCAGCGCUUCAGACUUCGUCCUCAGUCCGCUGGAUCCUCAGAACGCCCACAAGCUGAGAGUGAAGAUCGCGGAUCUGGGAAAUGCAUGCUGGGUGCACAAACACUUCACAGAGGACAUCCAGACCAGACAGUACCGAGCUCUGGAGGUUCUGAUUGGAGCAGAGUACGGACCGCCUGCUGACAUCUGGAGCACCGCCUGCAUGGCGUUUGAGUUGGCGACGGGAGAUUACCUGUUCGAACCUCAUUCAGGAGAAGAUUACACCAGAGACGAAGAUCACAUCGCUCACAUCAUCGAGCUGCUCGGCCCGAUUCCUCUGCCCUUCGCUUUGUCUGGCAGGUACUCCAGAGAGUACUUCAACAGGAAAGGUGAGCUGCGUCACAUCUCCAGCCUGAAGCCGUGGGCUCUGUUCGAGGUUCUGCUGGAGAAGUACGAGUGGCCGCUCGAUCAGGCGGCUCAGUUCAGCGACUUCCUGCUGACCAUGUUGGAUCUGCAGCCUGACCGCAGAGCGACAGCAGCGCAGUGUCUGCAGCAUGCGUGGCUGCUCACAUAAACACACACACCUCUUGUGGUUGAGGAGUGUUAGAAGUGUUUCACUCUGUCAGUGUUGAUUUCAUGUGCUGCAGGAAACAAUCACCUCGACUGACUGACGGUCUGAUUCUGAUCCUGACUGAAUCCAAACGUCCACCCUGUGAACAUGAUUCUUAAUCCACCGACCUGUCGGUCCGUCUCCCAGGACUGUCUCUCUUCCUUUCUGUGGCUCUCGGCUCCAAGCUCAUUGGUUCCUACUCAAAUUGUUAAUUCACAAUAUUAAUUUGUCAUUUCAAUAUCCAAUAGUCUAAUUCAUGAUGUUUAUCCCAAGUACCGAAAGACUAAAAGUUUAUUUGAAUUGUAGUCCCUCUGUAGCCGUCAGCUCUCUGAAGUGAACAGGUGUGUGAACGCAGGUAACAUCCAGACGUUUGGAUUCAGUCUGCUGCUCCUGCUGACCUUUGACCUCCGACAUUAAACCGCCUGUUAAAAGGUUUACAAAACUUCUGUUGAGGUUUCGUUUCUCUCCUGCAGAAAUCAGCGUCUUUAAAGUCCUGUGACGUUUUCUGAAACCGUUUCCUGCUGAUUUAAAAUCUGUUUCUUUCUUUUUUUCUCUGAUUUUAUUGGAUUUUGUUUUUCUGUUAACUUCUGCUGAGUUUAUAUUUAACUUUGCUUCCGGCUGUCUCUUUUUAUGAAACCUUAUUGAUUAUGGAUCACAGACUUCUAAGACUCCUGAACCUUCCUGAUAACGAUGAUGAUGAUGAUGAUGAGUUUUGGUUUAGACGAGCACACUGUAGCUUCCUGACAGCAGCCGACCCUCUCACUGACUCUGAUGACACUAUUGAUAACAGUAUUGAUUUGUGUAGCUCAGUCGUCCUCAGGCGACCUCUGACCUCCUCACCUGUUCACCUGCUCUCACCUGUUUCUAUGUUCAUAUAAUUAAUAGUGCCUUGAAAUGACCCCGCCCCCUCCUCCCUGUCACAGUGACAUCACCAGUGACAUAAAGAGUUUUUUUCUAUAUAUGUCUGUCUGUGUGAAAUGUCUCUUCCUAUGUGAAAAUAAAGUUCACUGAAAGCUC